AACGAAAAAAAGAAAAAGAAAAAGAAAAUAAAGAAUAUCGGGAUCAGGAUUAGGAUGAGGAUGAGGAUUAUUAGGGCUGUUAAAAAACAUGCCUAAAUGCAGUAGCGCAUGACCUGGGAGUAACUACCUCAUGUCGCCAAUACAACAACCGAAGGAAACCGCCCAUUUCAAAAUUUGUCUUUAGUAACUGCCUAAACUACUACUAUCUCUACAUAAGCACGACUUCCACAUUUCUUACAACUUUUUUCCCUCUUUCUCAUCUCUAUACCCUCACUGCUAAGAUGGUUACAACCGUAGAUUCUGAUUCCUGUCCCGGGUCUCAAUUCCUUUCCUCUCAUAUCAAUCCAAACUUGCCUUCACCCUCAAGCCCCACUGGGAAUUACACCCAAAGUUCCAGAAAGAGACGGUCCAAAUUGAUGAAUAUUGAUGUUGGUUCCAGUUCUAGCACUGUUUCCAAGCCUAAAUAUCGCAAGAAACCUGACCCUGCUGCGCCAAAGAUCACUAGGCCUUGUACUGAAUGUGGGAAGAAGUUUUGGUCAUCCAAGGCUCUGUAUGGGCAUAUGAGGUGCCACCCUGAGCGGCAGUGGCGGGGAAUUAACCCACCUCCGAACUUCCGCCGCCCCAUUUCUCCGAUUAGUCAAAUGCAUAACGUGGAGGCCUUGAUGACCGAAGAGGAUCAUGAGGUUGCAGCAUGUUUGUUGAUGCUGGCUAAUGGGGUCAAUGCUAGUGAUCUGAGUGAGUGUGGAACAAUUUCUCAACAUGGGUUAGGGGAAAAUUGGGUUUUGGGGGGGAAUUCGGGUGUGAAUUGUCGAUUUGAGUGCUCGAGUUGCAAGAAGGUGUUUGGAUCACACCAGGCGUUGGGAGGACACAGGGCCAGUCAUAAGAAUGUCAAGGGUUGUUUUGCAAUAGCUAGAAGUGAUGGUGGUGAAUUUGAUCAAGAUCAAAGUGGUGGCGAUGAUGAUGGAUUAACCAAAGAAAAUAUGGAAGAAAAUAACAAGAUGCUGAUGGUUUUGGGGCACAAGUGCAGUAUUUGCUUCAGGGUUUUCUCUAGUGGUCAAGCCUUGGGUGGACACAAGAGGUGCCAUUGGGAGAAAGUGGAUGAAGCAUCACUGAACCAAGGGCUGAACCUUCUUGCAGCCAAGGAAGGUUUUGGUCUGGACCUGAAUUUACCAGCCCCAGUUGAAGAAGGUUCUUCUUUUUCCUCAGGCCUCCCUUUGGAUUUGAGGUUAGGCUUUUGAAGAAAGAUUAAUUCAUUCUUUUGCUUUCUUUGCUAAGUUGUGUGUAUGUGACAUGUAAUGUAACCGUGGAUAUUAGAAUAUAGUGUAUAUGUGACU
Molecule: messenger RNA, 1334 nt
Organism: Rubroshorea leprosula
Lineage: Eukaryota; Viridiplantae; Streptophyta; Magnoliopsida; Malvales; Dipterocarpaceae
Source: the annotation of a GenBank genome assembly